GAAUAUGACGCGUUGGCCGGUUGUUUUUGAAAAUCUUAUUCUCUCGGAAAGAUGGCGACAGCUGACGAGUCUGUGAGAAUCUUGCUGGAGCUGUGUGACAGCGCGGCGGUCUCUCUGCACACUGUGCCGGAUAAACAUGACAAAGUCGAGGUUCUGUUGGGAUACUUCGUGGACAGCUGCAGGAAGAACAAGCUGCUGUGCCGUCAGCUGCAUGUGCUGGACUCCCUCCUGUCUGUGCUUGAAACCAUGGACCCCCAAAACCUGGACCAAGACCCCCAAGACUUCCGUGCAAGUGAGAAGGAGAUGCACGAGAUGUGGAAGGGUUUGAAAUGUCAGUUCCAAGAGGAGAGGCUGCAGAACGAGGCCCAGAUCGCUGUGGCUCUGGAGAAGGGGAGGCAACUGCAGGAGGCCAGGCGAGCCCUCGAGGAGCUGCUGCACAAACUGGAGCUGAAGAAAGCGAAGUUUGAAGAAAACCAGCAAAGUCAAAUAGCAAAGCAGCAGCAGGACAAGGACAGGGUGCAGUAUUUUCUGCAGCGGAGGGAGGAGCUGGAGGCUGCAGUGGAGCAGGGCAGGAGGAACCUGCAGCGCUGUGAGGAGAGCGUCCUGCAGCUCGCACAGGAAGUGCAGGACAUGCAGAGGCAGGUUGUCCAGGACACCAGGGAGCUCAACAGGACUCUGGAGCUGCAGGGAGUGAGGAUCCUGUCCCUGAGCGAGGACGGCAUCACUGUGCAGCUCCUCACCUCCUCGCACACAGAACCACUGCACAUGAGCCUGCACUGGAGAGGGGACGAGACGCUGCACGUGCAGAUGAGCAGCGCAGGGGCGGGGCUGUGUGAGGCCAUGCUGCUGCGGGAGCCGCUGGAGGACAUGAAGAGCGUGAUCCUGGAGGCACUGCACUGUUACAGCAGCCAGGCCAGCCUGCUAUCUGACAUACAGCGGCUGCAGGGCAGGUUUGCUAUCGACUGGCAAGCCGCAGAUAGGAGGCUGUUGUUUCUGAAGUCCAGCUCUGUGGUCUGCACCCUGUCCUUGGGGGAGUGGUUCCCCUCUCGUUGGCAAAUCCAGCUGGUCUCGGUGCAGGGCAGGGCACAGCCUGUCGACCCGGCUUCACUCAGGCCUCCACAGCUGAACCCCUCUCUCCAGGACUGGUUGGAGUUUCUCAGUUCCUCUCCUGAUGUCUGAGUGUCUCUUCCAGCCCCCUCGAAACUGCCCUCCUCUUGUAAACGUUUUUGCUGAAAUAAUAAAGUAUUUUUCUGUGUAUUUUUA
Molecule: messenger RNA, 1263 nt
Organism: Polyodon spathula (Mississippi paddlefish)
Lineage: Eukaryota; Metazoa; Chordata; Actinopteri; Acipenseriformes; Polyodontidae
Exons: 10
Coding region: 52-1179 (375 amino acids)
Biological process (GO): mitotic cell cycle checkpoint signaling; establishment of localization in cell; mitotic sister chromatid segregation
Cellular component (GO): cytosol; dendrite; nuclear body
Source: RefSeq, a predicted model, not a curated record